CUUUGGAUCGGGGAGAGAGAGAGAUGAGGGAGAAAUUGAGCAUAUGGGUACUGUUAGCUUGUAUUUGGGCUUUGAAUUCGAGUUCUGUUAAUGGCUCCACUGAUCAAUCUGAUGUUACCCCUCUCAAUACCUUGUUCAGUAGCUUAAAUUCACCGGGGCAGCUAAGUGGUUGGAAACAAAAUGGUGGUGAUCCCUGCGGGGAGUCAUGGAAAGGCAUUACAUGCUCAGGGUCAUCAGUUACCGAGAUAGACAUGAGCACCAAUAGCCUUGGAAACGGAGGCCAAAUUCCAUAUAAUCUUCCUCCAAACCUCAAACGGCUAAAUCUUGCUUCUAAUCAAUUUGCUCAAGGCAUUCCUUACUCAAUCACUCUGAUGCAUGCUCUUGAAUAUUUGUGAGUAUCAUUAUGAAGG
Asparagus officinalis (garden asparagus) is the source of this 410-nucleotide messenger RNA. Its product is annotated as protein STRUBBELIG-RECEPTOR FAMILY 7-like. NCBI's taxonomy places the organism in Eukaryota, Viridiplantae, Streptophyta, Magnoliopsida, Asparagales, Asparagaceae. The coding region runs from base 24 to 395 and encodes 123 amino acids. The record is from RefSeq and is a predicted model, not a curated record. The transcript is spliced from 4 exons.